This is a messenger RNA of Seriola aureovittata, 746 nucleotides long. RefSeq names its product cilia and flagella associated protein 144 (gene cfap144). Bases 151 to 462 code for a protein of 103 amino acids. The transcript is spliced from 5 exons. The record is from RefSeq and is a predicted model, not a curated record. Gene Ontology annotation, cellular component: ciliary base. Lineage: Eukaryota; Metazoa; Chordata; Actinopteri; Carangiformes; Carangidae.
GAUUUUUCUAUUUUGCAACAUGGCAGGAAACGAGAAACAUGAUUUUGUCCAUCAAAACGCAAUUCACGUUGAGACGAUACGGAAGGAGCAAAGACACCAGAAACUUCACACGGAGUUCAGCAUCAAUCCACACAGGAAGUAAACUGUUCAAUGGUGUGUCCAUUAAAGGCUCUACUUGUGAUCCAAAUGAGGACAAAAGAUUUGCAUGUCCUGCCAGACAAACCCUUGUGCAGGAAACCACCAGAGGUGAUUGCAGAGAACUCGGACUUCAUUGAAGCCUUCCACAAAGCCCGCCAGGAGCCCACCAAGAAGUACACAAUGCCACUGACUGAGAGUCAGGAGAUAGGAUGGAUGUCAACUCCACUGAUUCCAUCAAACCGCAAGGACGAGAGAUUCAAUUUCUACCGCUUCAGCACAGACGUCACCAAACACCAAGAAUCUGCCCAGCGAUCAUCAAAUUAGACCAUAAAAUACAGAAUGGAGAUCUCCAGAAAGUGAACACCUAUGUUCAGAUUUAAUUGUUUAUCAUACAAACAUAAGGGUGUCAGCACCAGAGGUUGUCUUUUUACAUUUUCAUCUUUGCAAACUUAGAAAAACACUUGAAGGAGAAACAUUCUCACAGGUCUAUACAAAGCACACUCGCCCAUCACAUACUAAUCGUAUUAAUGAAUGGGAAAGGUCAAUGCUGACAGCUGCUCAAUAUUAUAAAAUGUCAUAUCACAUGAGAGCGAGUCAAGGAGCUGAGU